Salvia miltiorrhiza (redroot sage) is the source of this 3912-nucleotide messenger RNA. RefSeq names its product ubiquitin-activating enzyme E1 1-like. Lineage: Eukaryota; Viridiplantae; Streptophyta; Magnoliopsida; Lamiales; Lamiaceae. Gene Ontology annotation, molecular function: ubiquitin activating enzyme activity. The transcript is spliced from 5 exons. Gene Ontology annotation, cellular component: nucleus; cytoplasm. Gene Ontology annotation, biological process: DNA damage response; ubiquitin-dependent protein catabolic process; protein ubiquitination. The record is from RefSeq and is a predicted model, not a curated record. The coding region runs from base 417 to 3755 and encodes 1112 amino acids.
GGGCUUUGCCUGCGCAGGUUCGAAUCCUGCUGUCGACGGAAACUUCCUUUUUUGUUUUGCGCCACCGCCAAACGCCGCCUUACAAUACCAAACACCGAGCCUCAUUUCUACCCAAUUCCCUCUCCUCCAAGCCUAAAAUAUUUCGCCCCACCCCACAUCUGUUCUCCCUUACCCAAACCCCCCUCAAACCCUAAUCAUCACUUCACACGGAAAUACAUCACACUUCCUUUUAGCGGUACCAUUUCUCUCUCUCUCCUCACUCUUUUUGUUAUUCUCUGUCUCUCUCUUGUUUUAGAUUUUUCUCUCUUAUCUCUCAAUUCUUUCUCCCCUAUAAUUUUGUAUCACCACCCCUUCUAUUUUUCAAUUUUUUGUUUAAUUUUCGCGCGUGAUUGUUCAAUCUCUUUCACAUCGCAAUUAUGGUGAAUUCAAGCGGUUCACCGGAAUUUAUGCUUCCUGUGAAGAGAACCACAGCUGGAGCGGAGCUAGGAUUGGUUGAUUCUUCCGAGCCGACCAAGAAGCACUGCGCCAAUUUAGCAUCCGACGCCGCCUCGUCUAUGGCAGGGGGAAGUAGUCUCAAUGGCACUGUUGCCGUGGGCAACGGCAAAUUGGCUAUUGGCGGCGGCAAUGUGUCGGAGAUAGAUGAGGAUCUGCACAGCCGGCAGCUCGCCGUGUACGGCCGCGAGACCAUGCGCCGCCUCUUUGCUUCCAAUAUUCUGAUUUCUGGAUUGCAAGGUCUUGGAGCUGAAAUAGCAAAGAACCUUAUUCUUGCUGGUGUUAAAUCUGUCAGCCUGCAUGAUGUGGGCACCGUAGAGUUAUGGGAUUUGUCAAGCAACUUUAUUUUCUCUGAAGAAGAUAUAGGCAAAAAUAGAGCUCUUGCAUCUGUAACAAAAUUGCAGGAACUGAACAAUUCAGUGAUGAUUUCUGCAUUAACUAGUGAGAUGACUAAAGAGCAAUUGGCCGAUUUUCAGGCUGUUGUAUUUACUGAUAUUAGCUUAGAGAAAGCCAUAGAGUUCGAUGAUUAUUGCCACCGACAUCAACCUCCGAUUGCUUUCAUCAAAUCUGAAGUUCGAGGUCUUUUUGGUAGCGUGUUUUGUGAUUUUGGUCCUGAAUUUACAGUUCUUGAUGUUGAUGGUAAGGAUCCGCACACCGGAAUUAUUGCAUCUAUUAGCAAUGAUAAUCCAGCUCUUGUAGCUUGUGUUGAUGAUGAGAGAGUAGAAUUCGAAGAUGGAGAUCUAGUUGUAUUUUCUGAAGUGAGAGGGAUGACAGAACUGAAUGAUGGAAAACCGAGAAAGGUAAUGAAUACUAGGCCUUAUUCAUUCUCCAUUGAAGAGGAUACGACAAACUAUGCUCAGUAUGAGAGAGGUGGUAUUGUCACACAAGUUAAACAGCCAAAAGUGUUGAGUUUCAAGCCACUGCACCAGGCACUUAAGGACCCUGGUGAUUUUCUUCUAAGUGACUUCUCCAAACUUGAUCGUCCACGCCUCCUUCACCUAGCCUUUCAAGCGCUAGAAAAAUUUAGAGUAGAGAUGGGUCGCUUCCCUCUUGCGGGAUCAGAAGAAGAUGCCCAAAAAUUAAUAGUGAUUACUGCUAAUAUGAACAAUACUGUUGCGGAUGGUAAAUUGGAAGAAAUUGACGAAAAGCUUCUGAGGAAUUUUGCUUUUGGUGCUAGGGCCGUGCUAAACCCCAUGGCUGCCUUGUUUGGUGGUCUUGUUGGACAAGAGGUUGUGAAGGCAUGCUCUGGCAAGUUCCACCCACUUGUCCAGUUUUUCUAUUUUGAUUCUGUUGAAUCUCUUCCGAUGGAACCCUUGGAUCCGAAUGAUUUGAGGCCCUUGAAUUCUCGUUAUGAUGCUCAAAUCUCAGUAUUCGGGUCAAAGUUGCAGAAGAAACUUGAGGAUGCAAAAGUUUUUGUUGUGGGUUCCGGUGCACUAGGGUGUGAAUUCUUGAAAAAUUUAGCUUUAAUGGGGGUUUGUUGUGGCGAUGAAGGAAAAAUGACUAUUACAGACGAUGAUGUCAUAGAAAAGAGUAACCUUACCCGACAAUUUCUAUUUAGAGAUUGGAACAUAGGCCAGGCGAAGUCUACUGUUGCUUCCUCUGCCGCCACCUUGAUCAACUCACGUCUUCAUGUGGAAGCUUUGCAGAAUCGGGCGAGUCCCGAGUCUGAAAAUGUGUUUCACGACACAUUUUGGGAGAAUUUGAGUGUUGUCAUCAAUGCUCUAGAUAAUGUAAAUGCCAGGCUUUACAUUGAUCAAAGGUGUGUAUACUUUCAGAAACCGCUCUUGGAGUCCGGAACCUUGGGUGCCUUGUGCAAUAUUCAGACGGUCAUUCCUCACCUAACUAAAAACUAUGGUGCUACGCGGGACCCACCCGAGAAGCAAGCACCUAUGUGCACCGUGCAUUCUUUUCCACACAACAUCGACCAUUGCUUAACAUGGGCUAGGUCAGAAUUUGAGGGUUUGCUCGAGAAGACUCCGACUGAGGUGAAUGCUUACCUAAGUAGUCCUAGUGAAUACAUAUCUGCCAUGAAAAAAGCUGGUGAUGCACAGGCUCGAGACAUUUUGGAACGCGUUCUUGAAUGCCUAGACAAGGACAAAUGUGAUACAUUCCAGGACUGCAUUACCUGGGCGCGCUUGAAGUAUGAUCGCAUAUACCUUCUACUAUUAUUGUUAAAUAGGAUCGUUCUAAAUAUUUAUCAGAAGUUUCUAAUUUGUAUUGUUUGUGAUUAUAGGUUCGAGGACUACUUUGUUAAUAGGGUCAAGCAGUUAACCUAUACAUUUCCUGAGGAUGCUCUUACUAGCUCUGGCGCUCCCUUUUGGUCUGCACCAAAACGUUUUCCGCGCCCAGUCCACUUCUCCAAUGAGGAUUCGAGUCAUAUAAACUUUGUCUUGGCAGCUGCCAUACUGCGUGCAGAAACUUUUGCCAUUCCAGUUCCUGAUUGGGUGAAGUCUCCAGCUAAGUUGGCCGAUGCUGUGGACAAAGUAAUCGUUCCUGAUUUCAUGCCAAGGAGAGAUGCGAAGAUUGUGACAGAUGAAAAAGCUACUAGUCUCUCGACUGCAUCCAUGGAUGACGCUGUUGUCAUUGAUGAGUUGGUCAUGAGAUUAGAAUCGUGCAAGCAAAAGUUGCCUGUAGGAUACAAGAUGAACCCGAUUCAGUUUGAAAAGGAUGACGAUAGCAACUUCCAUAUGGACAUGAUUGCUGGUCUCGCGAAUAUGAGGGCCCGAAACUAUAGUAUUCCCGAAGUUGAUAAGCUGAAAGCCAAGUUCAUUGCCGGCAGGAUAAUCCCUGCCAUCGCAACCUCUACGGCCAUGGCCACAGGGUUCGUCUGCCUCGAGCUCUACAAGGUUCUCGAUGGACAUCACAAACUGGAAGACUACAGGGAUACGUUUGUAAAUCUUGCAACUCCCUUUUUCUCGAUGGCGGAGCCUGCUGCAGCUACAUCCGUGAAGCACCGUGACCUGAGCUGGACUGUUUGGGACCGGUGGGUGCUGAGGGGCGACCCGACUCUGAGAAAGUUUCUCCAAUGGCUUAAAGACAAGGGCUUGAACGCGUACAGCAUCUCGUACGGUAGCUGCUUGCUGUACAACAGUAUGUUCCCGAGGCAUGCGGACCGCAUGGACAGGAAGAUGGUGGAUUUGGUCAGAGAUGUCGCGAAAGCCGAGCUGCCUCCGUACCGCCGUCAUUUCGAUGUCGUCGUUGCUUGCGAGGACGAAGACGACAACGACGUUGAUAUCCCGCUUGUCUCCGUAUACUUCGAAUAGGUUGAGUUGCUAUUUAUGUCACUUUGUGAUGGAUAAUACUUGUAUUGUGAAUUCACAUGUUUAUAUUAAACACCUCUGCUCUAUCUUGCUUACUAUGCUCAACUCAACUCAAUUCGUUAACUCGACUUACCUUCUUAUAAAUUAUCCUAUUCUUAUA